AGCUACGCCUGCUUCUUUGUUCCGCUCAAAUAUCAGUCCCACCUCCCGUAUUAGUGACGUCAUGCCGAAGGCUGCCAAGAACGGACGCCGCUAGUUGUUAUUAUACAUACAGGGUUUAUUAAAGGAAUAGAUGAGAUCACAGAAGUACGUGCGUGCAAGUUAGCGGCAUAAGUAUCCACGCACAGUCUGUUUUUGUAUUCGUUAAUAGGUGAGCGAAGGAUACCAUUCUAAGAAACAGACUAAUUAGUGGAGCAAUUGUAAGUUUAUGCGGACUUUACACCUUAGGAAUUAUACGCUUCCCCACUGUGAUGCACCACUGGAAAACAAACAGUUUAUGAGGGAAGACAUAUAAAUAAAGUGCGAUUAUUUGGGCAAAACAUACCCGUUUUGUGAUUUGCUUUUGUAAGUGGGGUUGGUCGCGAACGUGUGAUCUGGGAAUUUGCCGAUUUUGAGGAGUUGCCCUAUUCAAUCGACAAUUUUUAUGUUGCGCGCUUAAUCGCGUUCACACCAUUGGAAUUAUUUUUUUUUCUACUUUUUGGAUUUACUUUUCAUUAUUCAAGAUGGAUGUUAGGAACACAAGAUCUCUGAGGAUUAUUUUUAUACUGGUUUUAUAUUUUGUUGGAGCGACUGCUGGUCGCUGUCCUGAGCGGUGCGUGUGUGGCGGAUCAAACGUUGAUUGUAGUAAUUCUGGACACACGCGCGUCCCCCGUGGAAUACCAAUAAACACAGAGAAAUUAGAUCUCUCGGGGAACAACAUAACGAAAAUACUCAAGGGGGAUUUUGCGGACUUGAGGAAUCUCAGAUUCUUACAGGUGAUGCAUAAUCAACUUGUUAGUAUUGAAAGAGGCGCAUUUUCUGACCUUGUCUCGGUCGAAAGAAUGCGCUUGAAUAAUAAUAAGUUGCAAAGUUUACCAGAACUUUUGUUUGCGCAAAUGGAACGUAUGCACAGACUUGAUCUCUCGGAUAAUGAGUUGGUUAUCAUAUCAAGGAAGAUGUUUCGAGGUGCAAAUGCUCUCCGCAACUUGAAACUUGACCAUAAUAAGAUUGUUUGUAUAAUGGAUGGUGCAUUCCGGCCGCUUAGAAUGAUGGAGAUGCUAACACUGAAUAGUAACAACCUUACAAGUUUAUCCAGCACCAGUUUUACUCAUAUGUCGUAUUUGAAAACGCUGCGAUUAUCCAACAAUCGUCUUCAGUGCGACUGCCACUUAGCCUGGUUCAAUGUCUGGCUUAAGCUAAACCCAAAGCUAGCCCUCUUCACAAGGUGUUAUGGGCCUAAACCACUCCGUGGAAGUAAUAUAGAUGAGCUGCAAGGUCUAGACUUUGUCUGUACAGGAGAGGAAGACCACGACAAACAGUGUAAGAUUGAGCCUCUCUGCCCUGAGAAGUGUUCCUGUCAAUCAGAUGUGGUGGAUUGCCGGGGGCAGGGCAUGACAGAGCUUCCACAUGCAUUCCCAAUAGACAUGGUAGAAUUGCGAUUGGAACAAAACCAGAUUACAAGCAUACCACCACGAGCAUUCUCACCUUACACAAAACUAGGAAGAAUUGACUUGAGUAGUAAUAAAAUUGAAGAAAUUUCACCUGAUGCCUUUAGUGGAUUGAGGCUACUUAACUCGCUGGUAUUGUAUGGCAACCAACUGACAGAGCUCCCAGAAAACAUAUUCCAGGGUUUAAGCCAUCUUCAGCUUCUGUUGCUAAAUGCCAACAGAAUCUCUUGCAUCCGUACCAAUCUCUUCCGUGACCUGUGGAAUCUUAAACUUUUGUCACUUUAUGAUAACAACCUCAAGUCAAUCACAAAUGGAACAUUUACUCCACUCAAGAACAUUCAGACUUUACAUCUAGCGCGCAACCCUUUCAUUUGCGAUUGCAACUUAAAAUGGUUGGCCGAAUAUCUACAAGCCAAUCCAAUUGAGACAACUCAAGCCAGAUGCGAGUCACCGCGUAGAAUGCAACGUAAACGUCUGAUGACUAUGAAGCCAAUUAAAUAUAAAUGCAAGGGUUCAGAAUUCCACAGAACAUCAAAAGCUGGUGAAUGCUUCAUCGACCGUGACUGCCCUGCUUUCUGUAUCUGCGAAGGAACAGUAAUUGAUUGUUCGCAUGCUGGGUUGAGGGCACUACCAGAAGGCUUGCCUAUAUUCACAACAGAAUUAAAACUCAAUAAUAAUGAGAUAUCAAGAAUACCAGCUGACGGGUAUUUCAGUAAACUUCCAAAUCUUCAAUCUCUUGAUCUGAGAACAAACCGAAUAUCCAGCAUUGAGAAGGGUGCUUUUCUAGGAGCUUCCAAAUUGCUAAGUUUGUACCUCACAAAUAACAAGUUGAGCAAACUGGUCCAGGAUGCUUUCAUCGGGCUAAGUUCUGUGAAAGUACUAAUAUUAAGGAACAACCGACUCUCAUGCAUAACCAAUGAAACAUUUGCUGGUCUCCGAUCUGUACAGUUAUUGUCACUCUAUGAGAAUCAGAUUUCAAGUGUGAUGCCCGGAGCCUUUGACAUGAGUCCAAGUUUAACAACUUUAAAUCUACUGAACAAUCCAUUUAUAUGCAACUGUCAUUUAGCGUGGUUAUCGGAAUGGCUUCAGGCACGUCAAUUAGUGACGGGCACUCCUCGCUGCCUGCAGCCACCGUCGGUUCAGCAUCUUCCACUAGAGGACCUCUCCCCAGAGGCCUUUACAUGCGAUGUUAAUGAUGACAAUACUUGUCGACCCGAUGUCAUGUGUCCUAAGGGAUGCGCUUGCAGCGGGACCGUCAUAAGGUGUAGCCGCAAAGAACUCAAGACUCCUCCUCUCAACAUUCCAUUGUCUUCAACAGAAUUGUAUUUGGAUAACAACCUGCUUACUGACAUACCAAGUGGAUUAUCAAAACUCAAAAAGCUCACUACGCUUGAUUUGAGCAACAAUUUGAUUACCUAUAUCCCAGAAAAUGCAUUUGUCAACAUGACCAGCCUAUCAACAAUAAUUUUAAGCUUCAAUAAAGUAGGCUGUAUUCCGAAGGGGGCAUUUAAAGGACUCAGAACUCUAAGGCUCCUGUCUCUCCAUGGUAACGAGAUCUCGCACAUCCCAGAGGGUGCAUUCAAUGAAAUGACAUCACUUACUCACCUUGCUCUUAGCUCUAACCCACUCUACUGUGAUUGUAAACUGAAGUGGCUGUCAGAUUGGGUUAAGGACGGUUACCGUGAGCCUGGCACUGCCAGAUGUGAUGGCCCCUAUGAUCUCAAAUACAAGCCUAUCCUUACAGCGCCCUCUAGGAAGUUUAUCUGUUUUGAGGGUCAAGAGGGAAGUGGUGAAGAAAAAUGCGAUCCCUGUUUGUCGAACCCUUGUCAAAAUGACGGCAUGUGCGCCAGUGACUCCCUAGGCCAAUACACGUGUCAAUGCGCCUCUGGGUUUGAAGGACACAACUGCGAAACUGAAACCAACGAAUGUGCAGAUGAACCUUGCCACAACAUGGCAACGUGUAUUGACUUGAAAGCAGGGUUCAGUUGUGAGUGUCCAUCAGGCUUUGGUGGUGCCACUUGUGAUCUUAUUAUAGACUGUCGCAAUCAUCGCUGUCAGAAUAACGCAUCCUGCUCUGUGAAUGAAAAUAGAGGCUACACUUGUAAUUGCCAGCAUGGAUACAAAGGGGAUUUCUGUGAAGUGGAUAUUGAUCUGUGUGAAGCAAGUAUUAACCCCUGCAGAAAUAAUGGAAUCUGCCAGGAUCUAGGCUCAUUUUACAGGUGUAUAUGUCCAGCCGGUUUCAGAGGUCAAAACUGCUCGGAGGGCUUCCGCGAUUGUCGGUCUCGUUCAUGUGUUAAUGGAGGUGACUGCCUAGAAGUUGGUACGCAGUACAUGUGCCGCUGCCCUGUUGGUUUUGAAGGGGAUUACUGUGAAAUUCCACCUAUCAUCUACGCAAGUACCAGCCCAUGCGAAGUACACGAGUGCCAGAACAAUGGACAAUGUGUAUACACUAGUGCCACGUCAUCAACCACGUGCAGCUGUUUACCAGGCUUCCGUGGCGACAAAUGCGAAAUCGUUACCAGCAUGAAAUUCCGGUCACGCGGUGCAUAUUUGCAGUUUACGGACAUGGACACCAGCCAAACUCUGAACAUCCAGGUAGUGUUUGCGACAAUUCAAGAAUAUGGUGUGAUACUGUACCAUGGAAACAUUGAGCAUAUCGCAGUGGAGUUAUUCCGUGGGAGAAUACGCGUCAGCUACGAUAUUGGCAACUACCCUGUCAUCACGAUGUUCAGUCCAGAGAAACUAAAUGAUGGGCAGUUCCACGAGUUGAACUUGAAAGUCGCGCAGAAGAACAUAUCGAUGAGUGUCGACAGUGGCGAAUGGCAGCUUUCAAAGAGUAUGGGGACCAAUGCCCACUUUGACAUUGAUGUGAAGACCUACAUUGGUGGUCUGCCAAGUGAUGAGAUAGAAAACGCUCUGCAACAGGUUCAUGUCAGAAACAGCACCAGCUUUUUUGGCUGUGUCACAAAAUUCACAAUCAAUGGGGUCUACUACGACGUGUCCUCCAGUGAAUACUCGCAUAAUGUAAUCGAGGGUUGCCCAUCACCUGACAAGCCAAACCCUUGCAUGGAUCACCAGUGUGUCAAUGGAUUCUGCCGCGAGACCAGUGACGCAGGAUCGCAGUGUGACUGUCAAGACGGCUGGAUGGGUCGAUACUGUAACACAAGAACUACAUGUGGAAAGCAGACAGUUACAUCACACCUAGUCGACACAGAUGUAAAUGAUGAGGAGGUAUGCAGGAGUCGUAAAUUAAUCACCCAUGCCUCGUGCAACGGAGAGUGUGGCCUGAAUGAUGCCUCCUGUUGCCGGCCUAGGAGAACGCGAAUCAAAAACAUUGAGUUUGCAUGCACGAACGGAACUGUUUAUGAACGUCCUGUAAGAAUCGUCCGAGACUGCAAGUGUCAGUUAUGUCUAGGGAGAGCCUCGUGAAAGAGAUGAGGGCAGUGCAGAGUUGUAUCAAAGGAGAACUUGUUCAUAAACUUAAGACUGAUCAUAGUAUUUGUAAAUAAUCAGUUUUGAAAAACUAUCGUUUGACAUCUUGGAGUUUUAGAUGAUGCCUAUGCGACAUUUGGUAAUUGCACAUGUGUAGGCUUGGUGAGAUAUUCUUACUUUGGGUCAUUAGAAAAAACUUGUAUCAAAAUGAAGGCCUAGAGGGUGUUGUAGUGCAACGGUUAGGGCUGGUGUAAGUAAUAAAGCCAGAAAUAGUCUCUUGAUAGCAGUUAUAUACCGAAAUUGUAUUAUAUGUGUAUAGGCUAGGUCAGAUCAGCAAAUAUUGUAAGGAAAUGGUGAGGUUUUGGCGGGAACCCCGAUGUAGUUUUGGUUGGCAGCCGACAAUACCCGCUGGCAGGAAACACACUAUGAGCACGCCAGGGUACAAUACAUAUAUUCAACAAAUCGUUUGGUCUGAGUAUAGUUAUUGUUUUCAUAAAGAUUAUAACCUGAAUUUUACUACAAAAUAUUUUAACUUUAUAUUUGUUUUUCAUUUGCCAAUGUUUACCUUUAAAUUUCAAAUAUCAAUGAAUUUUGUAACAAGAAAAUAAAUAAUUGUGUUUUUUAUACAUUUGUGUAGAAAAAAUAUAUUUUGUAAAGUUUACUCAUGCUUUUCGUUUAUGAAAUUAACUUCAGUGUGAUAUUUUAAAUUUGAUAGUAUUGUAAAUCAGUUGUAAAUAUAGCAAAAAUUAUUGGGUGAAUAAUUUGGAAUUUAGCUUAUUACCUUAUAUGGUCAUUGCCUUAUAAGGACCUUGCCUUUUAUGAGGCAUUGUGUUAAAUCAAAUUUUGACUAAUCUACCAAAUGAUUUGAUAAAUCCAAAUCAUUAUGGAGAGAGUAACAUAAUAUUAUGCCAAUGAAUUUUGGAGGGGGAAAUGGCUACUAUAUUAAGAGUAACUUAAUUCUGAUUGGUUGGAAUGUUUUCCCAAAAUGCAUUAGUAUCUUCUCAGGUGCUCUAUUGUCAGUUCAACUCUAUACAAAGUUUGCAGUGUAUAUUUCAGGGCUGGAUGUAUUUAAAAGAAAGUUGAAAUAUAGCCAAAGAUUGGAUUAUAAAAACAGCGCCAGCACAAAUUUGAGAUUAAUAUUGAUUACAAAGUUAUUUAAUAUAAUUUUUUUUUUCAAGCUAUCUGAAUGAAAAGAAAAGGAAUGUAUAAUUUGUUUUUGCUGCAAACUAAGCCAUGCAAUUUAUUUGUAUUACGCUUUCUUGUCCAUUUAUUAGAACUUAAAAAUCGGCUUAAGAUGUAACCAAAAUAUGCACAUGGAAAACAAGGUUGACUAUGGUUAAUAUUAUAAUAACCUAUAUACUUUGAAUUUGCACAAUAUAAGUAUAGAUUUAUGUGAAAUGUUCAAAACAAAAAACCCAUUUUAUUACCUCUUUUAAAAACAUAGAAGGUAUAGCCCAAAAAAAAAUCCAUUAAUUUUUAUGUGCGCUGAACCAUGACUAUAUGUGCACUUAAAACAUGACGAUGUGUUCCUGGUUCUGUUCCAUCAAGCUGCUCUCGCAGUUCAGUUAAUUUACUGUCUUUCGGGAAAGACGUUUAGCUUUUGGUCAAAUGGCCCAUGUAGUCAUUAAAAACACAAUAACUGUUUAUUUCUGUUUCAUUACUUGGCGAUUCCAUUCCUUAUUUUUCCUUUUAUUGAAGUUAGAAUGUCUUUUGGGGUAUUUUUGUCAAGAAAUGUCAAUCUUCAUAAACCUGAAAUAUUUAAGUAACCCUUACAUUUCAUUAUAUCUUUUUAUUAAUGAAAUAUUUCAUUCGAUAGAUGGUAGUUUUUAAAGUGAAAACAAACAACCGUUUUAAAAUUUUAAAACUAAGUGUGAAGUUAAAAUACAGAUGAAAAGGGUAUGAUAUAAUUUUGAUAUAUUUAAAGUGGUGUGUUUUAUUUUCGUAUUGUAUGUUCGUAUUUGUUGUAUAAGAACCUUGAAUAACACUAAUAUACGAGCCGCGUGGUCCACAUUGGUAUUUAUAUAAAAAAUAAUAUUAAAAACAUAUAACUUAACACUAUAUAAACUUUUGUACAUUUAAAUAAGUGUGUCGUAUCGGUACACUCACACCUGGUGCGGCGAAACUUCAGCAGUAUUUACAAAACAUUGUGAACUGCUUGUAAGUGAAUAUGAAUGGAAAGAUAAGUCGCAUAUCGAUUGACUACUGUAAAGCUGAAUUUGUUCGCAUUUGUAUUCUAUUUACUGUAUUAAAAUUGCAUUCUGAUAAUUAUUAUACAUACAGUAGUUAAGAUGUGGAAUAAAGUAUACCUAUGUAAAUGAA
Messenger RNA from Anneissia japonica, 7235 nucleotides. Its product is annotated as slit homolog 2 protein-like. Gene Ontology annotation, biological process: axon guidance. Lineage: Eukaryota; Metazoa; Echinodermata; Crinoidea; Comatulida; Comatulidae. The coding region runs from base 561 to 4913 and encodes 1450 amino acids. Gene Ontology annotation, molecular function: heparin binding; Roundabout binding; calcium ion binding. The transcript is spliced from 33 exons. The record is from RefSeq and is a predicted model, not a curated record.